AUGAGCAUCCACGUUGGCAAUCGUAUCCAGGUUGGCGCUGUUUAUGCAACAGUUCGGUUCUAUGGCCAUGUUGAAGGCAUCAAAGGCGAAUGGCUUCGAUUCGGCAAGAUUGAGGAUGGACAAAGAAGUUUGAGCAAUCUCAAGGUAGUUGGAUUAGCACUGCUGGGGAUCCUGGGAUCAUUGCUAAGCGGCGUCUUUGUAAAAUCUACUGAGCUCGUAGGAUACCUUGUCAGAACCACAGAGCAGCUAAGCGAGUUGAUGAUAUUGAGACUAAACCACUGUUGUCUUGAACCACCCGGUGCAUCCAUUGAUCAUGCAGCAUUCUCAAGUAUCACAACCCUCGACUUGCAGCUCGGCAAGAACGACAUCCAGCAUUUGACCAACCCUGCAACGGACAAUCAAUUUCCACAUCAUAAAUGCGUCAAUCUUGAAGACAAUGAAAUCAGCUCAUGGGAUGAGAUUGCCAAAUUGGGAUGCUUGCCAAGCCUCGACAUCCUUUAUUUGAACGGCAACAAGAUACCAUUCAUUCAGCCCAUUGAAGCCAACACAUUGCCAAAGCUCGAAUUUUUGCGUAUCAAUCCCAUUGUCGCACCAUUGUCUCGUGAAGAAGGCAUGUUAAAGUGGCGAGCUGGAUCGAAAACUUUGAACCAUAGUGGAUGGCGACACAGUUGA
This is a messenger RNA of Lichtheimia ornata, 672 nucleotides long. RefSeq lists its product as uncharacterized. NCBI's taxonomy places the organism in Eukaryota, Fungi, Mucoromycota, Mucoromycetes, Mucorales, Lichtheimiaceae. The transcript has 9 exons. Bases 1 to 672 code for a protein of 223 amino acids. The record is from RefSeq and is a predicted model, not a curated record.